Messenger RNA from Culicoides brevitarsis, 660 nucleotides. RefSeq names its product dynein light chain Tctex-type protein 2B-like. Gene Ontology annotation, biological process: microtubule-based movement. The coding region runs from base 100 to 486 and encodes 128 amino acids. The record is from RefSeq and is a predicted model, not a curated record. Gene Ontology annotation, molecular function: dynein intermediate chain binding. The transcript has a single exon. Gene Ontology annotation, cellular component: cytoplasmic dynein complex; cytoplasm. NCBI's taxonomy places the organism in Eukaryota, Metazoa, Arthropoda, Insecta, Diptera, Ceratopogonidae.
UAAACAAAACAAGGCGCCGAAUAAAGAAUUCGUUCUUUUUUAAAAAAAAAAUUAAAUUAAAUAAAAAAAAUAAUUUUAAUUAAAAAUUAAAUAAAAAAAAUGACGGAAAAAGAUUCUUCGCUCCUUUUCACGGGCAAACAAUUCCAAAUGAAGCCAAGUUUGGAUAAUUCCUUCAAAACGAGCGAAAUUAAAGACAUUGUUCAGAACAUUUUAAGUCAAACUCUGACCGGGAAACAAUACGAACCAAAGUUGGCGGAGGAAUGGACUCGAACAAUUUCCAAUACGGUCGGCGUCAAAGUGAAAGAACUCUCGAUGGAUCGCUACAAGCACGUCGUUCAAGUGGUUUUGGGGCAACAAACGGGCGCCGGCGCCAAAUAUAUCGCUCGAUGUCGCUGGGACUCGGAAACGGACAACCAAACCUCAGCUACUUUUAAUUCGCAGUCGUUAUUUUGCAUCGUCACGGUGUUCGGUAUCUAUUUAUAUUGAGUAAAUAAGUGUGCGUUUUUUGCUGUGAUAAUAAAAAAAAAUAAAUUCGAGAUGCAGUUUUAAUGAAAAAUGGCUGGAAAUGCUCAUAAAAGUAACAGCGGGAGAAAAAUUGCAUUUUUUUUCAAUUUUUCAUCAAAAACGAAGGUCAAGGAGGAUUUUUUAGCAAAAAAAAUC